AUGAAUAAUCAAAUAGAAGAAGAAGCACCUGCAGAAGUGCGCUCAGGAAGGAAUAAUACCGGUGACAGUGGGGUAAAGGGAAGGAGUUAUCACCCCUCUCACUAUUCUCUUCAACCCCGUGGUGAGAAUUUUAACGAUAAAUUUAAAUUCGCACAAGAGGGGGAGAAAACAAAUAUGUCAUUAAGUGCAAACGGGAGUCAAGUCACCACGAGCAGCAGUCACAACAACAGCUGCGAAAAUGCGAAUAUGAAUAGGAACACAAGUAGUAGUUCAAAAAAUGUGGGAAACGCCUACCGUGGCGAACCAACCGGAGCGUGUGAAAGGAGUAACCAACAGUCUAAUGCCCCUAAUGGGGAUCCAGUUAACCAUCUAGGGGGUCACCCCAAUUUAGGUGAACCAAGUGAGAGGGCGGAGGAUAAUCCCCCCCACGCGCAGUACCAUCAUUCAGGAAGUACCAAUAGGAAUGACCAAAUGAUGGACAGCAAUAAAAAUGGUCCAGUCAAUGUUAUAUAUAAUUAUACCAACCCAAGUGGACAACACGACAGGAAUAACAUUCGUAGUGACGUUCCCAUGGGUGUGCAUGUUCAUAGUCAGCCGAAUGAGGGGAAUGUAUACAGGACAACCACAUGGCAGAGUAAACAGGGGAACAGUACAAUUUCUCCUGCAAAUGAGAAUAACGCGGUUACUGCUCCGUGUAGUAAUGAUCAGCCGCUGUCUGCACAGAAUGCUCAGCAGCUAAGUGCAUCCAGCGCAGCAGAAUCGGGGCACGUCAUUCAAGCGGGUUCUAACUUAGCUAGCUACACUCGAAGUGAUAACAUAUUGCAUGGGGCAAAUAACCCCCUGUGUAAUACAAGUGAUGCACAACGAAAUGCUAUGCACGUUAAUUCGGUGAGAGGUGCCCCAAAUGAUAAAACCACUUUUGAUAGGGCCAAUGAAAGGACGUAUCAAAUCUAUGGGAGUAGCCACGGCGGAUCCCCCAAUGCAGCAUCUGCUGGUGUUCCUUCCAACAGUUUGGGCAGCCAGGCGGAUAGUGGCCACGUUAGUCUGGUGCAGCAGGACGCGCGCGGCGUAUGGGGCGGCGGGCCGCACAGUAAUGCUACAUAUAGUAGUGCUGCGUAUAGCAACGCUGCGUAUAGCAACGCUGGGUAUACUAACCCGCCAUAUAGUAAUACUUCAUAUAGUAACUCUCCGUAUAGUAACCCUCCAUAUAGCAAUCCUCCAUAUAGUAAUACCCCAUAUAGUAACCCCCCCUAUAGUAAUGCCCCCCUUAGCAGCACGAAGGAGCAGCACAGUGUGUACCAACCCAGCGGUAAUUUGCCCACCGCUAAUCAACCGAAUACGCAGAACUUUCAUGGCGCCCACGCAAGCAACGUUGGGAACCCGUUUGGCAGUGGACCAUUCGGGAGUGCGUCAUAUGGAGGGAGUCCUGCCACAAUUGCUAACCCAAGGGGGAGUGAAAAAAGGGAAGAUCAUCAAGAUGGUGGGACGAACAGACAGAAGUAUGAACAGUCAGAUGAAGAAUCAGUGGAAAGUUCAAGUUCCGAAAAUUCAAGUGAAGACGAAAAUGAGGUAACAGAUAAAGGAGAAGAAAUAUACACGCUGAUAAAAAAAACGAUUAAUCGUAUAGACAUGAACAAAAUACCAAGACCUAUAAUAAACUAUCAGGAGAAAAAAAAAAAAAAAAAUUUAAAAGUAUUCGAAACGUGUAAGUAUAUUUCCCCCCCGUCGUAUUAUCAACCGUACAUAUCGAUCGACACGGGGAAAGCAGACCCCAGAUUUUUGAAAAGCACCUUGUAUCAGAUUCCGUUAUUUUCCGAGACGUUAAAGUUGUCUCAGAUUCCCUUUGGAAUUAUAGUAAAUCCUUUUGCAUCCCUAAACGAGGGGGAAAAGGUAGACCAAAUCGAUAUGAAGGAUAUCAUUAACGAUAAGGAAGAGAAUGUAGAAAUAUUGAGGUGUCCAAAAUGUCUAAGUUAUUUGCAUGCAACUAUAUUGGAGGAUAUUUCUAGCACAGUACAAUGUGUCUUUUGCGACACGGAUUUUCUGAUCAAUGAAAAUGUACUGUUCGAUAUAUACCAGUAUAAUGAGAAGAUAGGACAGAGGGAGAGUAACCAGCAUGGGAAUUCUCUUUCCCCUUUGUUGAAGGGUAGUGUCGAUAUUAUGAUCCCCCCCAUUUAUUACCAUAACGUUAAUAAGUUUAAAUUGACGUAUACCUCUUUGAAUAAAAAUAUUAACCAAACGGCGUCCAUGAUUACGAAUAAGAUUAUGUCUCUAACGAAGCACAUUUCUAGUUCGCUAGUUGCAGGUGAUUCGAAAGGGGCUAAUAAACCCACAACCGCGAAUGCUUUUGGUGACGCAGCGGAGGCAACUUUUUUUUCAGGUGGUUAUACCAAUUAUGGAGGCAUGGGAGGUUACAACACGUAUGAAAACCAAAGCGGUUACAACAAUAAUGGCGUAGUUAACAACCGAGUGGGCACUAACCCAGCCAAUCACCCCUAUGGGAAUGAUCAGCCUAUGCAAAAUUUGGAUAACGUGACGGACAAUGCGAAUCUUACCCUGCAUGAUAUGAAAAAUUUGUUAUUCGAAAAAAGUGGAGAACCGGAUAUCACCAAAAUGAGAAGAAAUUCUUUGCUGGCGAAGUACCCUCAGGUAAAGAAUAUGUUGUCGCCAUAUUUUGUCUUCGUUGUGGAGUGCUCCUAUAAUGCCAUUUAUAACAACAUAACGUAUACCAUCCUGGAGGGCAUUAGAUACGCCGUGCAGAAUGUGAAAUGCCCUCGGACGAAAAUUGCCAUCAUUACGUUUAACAGUUCGAUUUAUUUUUACCACUGCAAGAGGGGCGAGCAGGAAGGGGGGGGUAGCACCGGUCGGGGUGGUAGCAGCAAAAGUGGUAACCACCAGGUGAUCGUGAUGAGCGACGUGGAUGACCCGUUUCUGCCCCUUCCGCUGGAGGACCUCUUCUUCGGGUGCGUCGAAGAGAUAGACAAAAUUAACACUUUAAUAGAUACGAUCAAAUCGGUGAGCACAACAAUGCAGUCGUACGGAUCCUGCGGAAACAGCGCACUGAAAGUUGCCAUGGACAUGCUGAAGGAGCGAAACGGGGUGGGUAGCAUAUGCAUGUUCUACACCACGACCCCCAAUUGUGGGUUAGGUUCCAUUAAGGAACUGAAAAAGGACUUGCAAGAAAAUUUUAUGGAGGUGAAACAGAAAAUAUUUUACGAUUCGCUACUUCUGGAUUUAUACGCAUACAACAUCAGUGUAGACAUUUUCAUCAUUUCGUCAAAUAAUGUGCGUGUGUGUGUUCCGUCUCUACAAUAUGUUGCGCAAAACACGGGGGGCAAGAUACUGUUUGUAGAAAAUUUCCUAUGGCAGAAGGAUUACAAGGAGAUAUACAUGAGCAUAAUGGACACACUAACGUCUGAAGAUAUUGGAUACUGUUGUGAGUUGAAGUUAAGAUAUUCACACCACAUGUCGGUGAAGAAGUUGUUCUGUUGUAACAACAAUUUUAAUUCUAUUAUCAGUGUCGACACGAUUAGGAUUCCCAAGAUUCGCCAUGACCAGACGUUUGCCUUUUUACUCAACUACUCGGACAUAUCAGAGAGCAAAAAACAAAUUUAUUUCCAGUGCGCUUGUAUGUAUACCAACCUGUGGGGUGAUCGCUUUGUUCGUCUUCACACGACGCACAUGAAUUUGACCUCGUCCCUAAGUACCGUCUUUAGGUACACCGACGCAGAGGCCUUAAUGAACAUCCUCAUUAAGCAGCUCUGCACCAACAUCCUCCAUAAUGAUAAUUACUCCAAAAUCAUCAUCGAUAAUUUGGCGGCCAUUUUGUUCUCCUACCGGAUAAAUUGCGCCUCAUCGGCCCACUCGGGCCAGCUAAUCCUCCCGGACACGCUAAAGUUACUUCCGCUCUUUACCUCCUCUCUUCUAAAACACAAUGUCACGAAGAAGGAAAUCUUACAUGACCUCAAGGUGUACAGUUUGAUAAAGCUCCUCUCCAUGCCGAUCAUAUCUUCCCUCUUGUACGUAUACCCAGUAACGUAUGUAAUUCACAUAAAGGGUAAAACGAACGAGAUAGAUUCGAUGGAUGUGGACGACGAUCUGUUUAUUCCCAAAACGAUACCAUCCAGUGCGGAGAAAAUUUACUCCAAUGGGAUUUACCUGCUCGAUGCCUGCACCCACUUUUACCUUUACUUUGGGUUUCACUCCGACGCAAAUUUCGCCAAGGAGAUUGUUGGAGACACCCCGACGGAGAAAAACGCCCAUGAACUGAACCUGACGGAUACCCACAACGCACAAAAAGUUCAGCGUAUCAUUAAGAACCUGACCAGGUUUCAUCACUUCGACAAGUAUGUCCCCCUGGUGAUGGUUGCCCCCAAGUCCAACCUUGAGGAACACCUCAUAUCUUUGUGCGUUGAAGACAAAGCCGACAAGGAAUACAGCUACGUGAACUUCUUAUGUUUUAUUCACAAAUUGGUUCACAAAAGGAUUGAUGAGUCGUGA
This is a messenger RNA of Plasmodium coatneyi, 4497 nucleotides long. RefSeq lists its product as uncharacterized. Bases 1 to 4497 code for a protein of 1498 amino acids. Gene Ontology annotation, cellular component: endoplasmic reticulum exit site; COPII vesicle coat. The transcript has 5 exons. NCBI's taxonomy places the organism in Eukaryota, Apicomplexa, Aconoidasida, Haemosporida, Plasmodiidae. The record is from RefSeq and is a predicted model, not a curated record. Gene Ontology annotation, biological process: COPII-coated vesicle cargo loading; intracellular protein transport; endoplasmic reticulum to Golgi vesicle-mediated transport. Gene Ontology annotation, molecular function: zinc ion binding; SNARE binding.